AGAGUAUUGCGAAGUUUUCAUGUUUUUGCCUUUCUUUUUGCCUCUGGCAGAUUACUGCUAAAGGGGGAAACGGUUUGAGGCGGUUGGGACAAGUUAAUUUCGGUCUGGGAGGAUAACGUGCGGGACGCGAAAAUCACAGAAAAUAAAAUUGUAUAAAUAUGGAGAUUCGGCUUUGAAACCCUGGACUUUCUAGACGAGGUGAAUGUUCGAGGUUACACGAUGGUCCAACAGAGCAGGUCUCUUUCCAGUCCAGAUGCUGCAUCAUUGCUUCUCGGACACAUUACUCUGCAGUUUACGACCCUAAUGAAAAGACGUUUGACAAGAUUCUUAUUGCCAACAGAGGAGAAAUUGCUUGCAGGGUGAUCAAGACAUGUAAGAAGAUGGGCAUCAAAACUGUGGCAGUGCACAGUGAUGUGGACUCUGGUGCAGUGCAUGUGAAAAUGGCGGACGAGGCAGUAUGUGUUGGCCCGGCUCCCACCAGCAAAAGCUACCUUAACAUGGAUGCCAUCAUGGAGGCCAUUAGGAAAACCGGAGCCCAAGCUGUGCAUCCAGGCUAUGGAUUUUUAUCAGAAAAUAAAGAAUUUGCAAGAAGGCUGGCAGCAGAAGGUGUCACCUUCAUUGGACCUGACACACAUGCUAUUCAAGCCAUGGGAGACAAGAUUGAAAGCAAAUUAAUAGCCAAGAAUGCUAAGGUCAACACCAUUCCUGGCUUUGAUGGGGUGGUCAAGGAUGCAGACCAAGCUGUCAGAAUUGCAAGGGAAAUUGGCUACCCCGUCAUGAUCAAGGCAUCAGCAGGUGGUGGAGGGAAAGGCAUGAGGAUAGCCUGGGAUGAUGAAGAGACCAGGGAAGGUUUUCGCUUUUCUUCCCAAGAAGCAGCUUCAAGUUUCGGAGAUGACCGGCUGUUGAUUGAGAAGUUUAUCGAUAACCCUCGACACAUAGAAAUACAAGUUCUUGCUGACAAGCAGGGCAAUGCGCUCUGGUUGAAUGAACGAGAGUGCUCCAUCCAGAGGAGAAACCAGAAAGUGGUGGAAGAGGCACCUAGCACUUUCCUCGACCCCGAGACUCGGCGUGCCAUGGGAGAGCAGGCGGUUUCUUUGGCAAGGGCGGUGAAGUACUCCUCUGCCGGUACCGUAGAAUUCCUGGUGGACUCCCAGAGAUGUUUCUACUUUUUGGAAAUGAACACCCGCCUUCAGGUUGAACACCCUAUCACUGAAUGUAUUACAGGCCUGGAUUUGGUCCAAGAAAUGAUUCGAGUUGCCAAGGGUUACGCACUCCGACACAAGCAGACUGAUAUUCCCAUUAAUGGCUGGGCCGUUGAAAGCAGGGUUUAUGCUGAGGAUCCAUACAAAUCCUUUGGCUUGCCUUCGAUAGGUCGCCUUUCCCAGUACCAGGAGCCAGUGAAUUUGUCCAACGUGCGUGUGGACAGUGGUAUUCAAGAAGGAAGUGACAUCAGUAUUUAUUAUGAUCCAAUGAUAUCUAAAUUGGUUACAUAUGGCUCGACUCGUGCUGAAGCACUUCAGAGAAUGGAGGAGGCUCUAGACAAUUAUGUCAUUCGAGGUGUAACACAUAACAUUCCUCUUUUACGAGAGAUAAUUGGGCACCCCCGAUUUGUUAAAGGUGAUAUCAGCACAAAAUUCCUCCCAGAAGUCUACCCCGAAGGAUUUAAAGGCCAUCAGUUAACGGAUUCAGAGCAGGAGGAGUUGGUUGCAUCUGCUGCCUCCUUGUUUGUAGCAACUCAACUGAGAUCUCAGAGGUUUUUAGGCAGCUUGAGAGUCUCUACUUCACAGCAGGAGCAGAAGAGGUGGGAGCUGUCAGUGGAGCUGGAAAAGGGUGUUCAUGCCGUUACUGUUUCCCGCUUAGGAUCAACCUACACAGUGGAGAUGGGAGUGAAGAGCUUGGACGUGACCAGUGAGUGGAACCUGGCGUCUGCUUUGUUACCUGUCAGUAUCAACGGCACCCAGAGGACUAUGCAGUGCCUUUCCCGUACCGCAGGAGGAGAGAUAAGUCUUCAGUAUUUGGGCACAGUGUUUAAAGUGAGGGUGUUGAGCAAGCUGGCUGCAGAACUGAGCAGGCAUAUGCCUGAAAAAGUGCCAGAAGACACCAGCAGUAUCCUGAGGUCCCCAAUGCCCGGCACUGUGGUGGCUGUAUCUGUAAAUCCUGGAGACACGGUGGCAGAAGGACAAGAAAUCUGCGUGAUUGAAGCAAUGAAAAUGCAGAAUAGCAUGACUGCUGCCAAAACAGCCAAGGUUAAGAGUGUCCACUGCAAGCCUGGGGAAACUGUUGGUGAAGGCGAUCUCCUUGUAGAGUUGGAGUAAAGACAUCCCUUCUUUAGGAUUUUUCAAUCGUCUGGGACAAAGCCUUUCAGGUUUGGAAAGAAGAAAUAUCAGCAAGCUAUCAACACCAUAGUUCAAACAUUCCCUUCUGGCAAUUUUUUAUACAGACAGUAAUUUAUUACUGAAAAAAAUGCUGAUUGUGAAUUAUUAUUCCUCUUCCUCUGAACUUUACUGUUAGAAUAUGUACAGUACUGUUACAAAUCGAAAUCUCUAACUAAUUUCCCACUGGAUGAAAUCAAUAGAUUCAAGUGCCAUUUAAGAUCAAAGCUAAGUCUUUUAUUGUUCUUUCAGAAGAUUUUUUUUAAAGCCUUACAAUGUUGUUUUUUAAAAUGCUUUGUAAGUGAUUUGAUAGAGUAAUACAAGCAGCAAUCUUUCAUUCUAACUACCUCCUCCCAUUGACAACAGUUUUCUGAUUGUCCCAAACUACAGUAAUCACAGGUGCCGAGUGACUCCAUUUGAAUAACACUUGUUUCCAUCCAAAUAAAGAAUCACUGGUACAAAGA
Molecule: messenger RNA, 2836 nt
Organism: Lepisosteus oculatus (spotted gar)
Lineage: Eukaryota; Metazoa; Chordata; Actinopteri; Semionotiformes; Lepisosteidae
Gene: pcca
Product: propionyl-CoA carboxylase subunit alpha
Cellular component (GO): mitochondrion
Molecular function (GO): propionyl-CoA carboxylase activity; ATP binding; metal ion binding
Source: RefSeq, a predicted model, not a curated record